Molecule: messenger RNA, 2383 nt
Organism: Lotus japonicus
Lineage: Eukaryota; Viridiplantae; Streptophyta; Magnoliopsida; Fabales; Fabaceae
Product: protein MAINTENANCE OF MERISTEMS-like
Exons: 6
Coding region: 426-2045 (539 amino acids)
Source: RefSeq, a predicted model, not a curated record
AGCACAGUGCAGCUACGAAAAAUGGCAGACUAAUGUCAUAAAAUACAACAGUUGUAGGAAAUCUUUAAACUCUGAAAAGCACCUACCGAUUCGCAAACAAUGUUGCGAAUUAAAUCAACCCCAUACACGUCAAAUCCAAAACGUGUCUAAAACUACCCCAAUUUGCUAAAUAAUUGUUUUCACCCCUUUUACUAAUUAAUUUUUUUAACAUUAUUCAGAAGGAAAAAAAACCAAAAUCUAAAAUAAUUAUUUGAGUUGGCGCCUUUAAUUUUGAUAUAAAGUGACACGUCACCCAAUUUUGAAGCUUCUGCGAGAAGCUUUGCCAUUACCCUCAUCGAGCCAUAAGCGUAGUGGAAUGUAAGCUGCUCCCGCCGCCGUAUCACUUCUCUUCUCCACCGCCGGCGCCGGAAAACAACCCAGUUCCGAUGAGAAAAUCCACAAGGUUAUCUUCCAUUGGUCUCACCCAAGUUCGAGAACCGGUGAAAACUUUCCGGACGCGAUUUUCUCUGACUUCCUUCACGAAGCGCGUUCAGCGGCUCACGGCGGAGCAGAGGUCCGCCAUCUCGCGAACAGGCUUCGGGAGCUUGCUAUCGGUUCCGAAUCAAACGCUGAACAAGGUUUUCCUCACGGAGGUGAUGGAGGCGUGGGAUUCCGAGCGGCGAGUGUUCGCGGUGGGCACAGGUGAGAUCUCGAUGAGCUUGCUGGAUGUUGCGCUGAUUCUGGGGGUUCCGGUGGUGGGGGACCCUGUGGUGCUGACGGAGGAGGAGGCGUUUUCUGAAAUGGAGGAGGUGUAUGGGGCGGCGCGUGGGAAGAGGAAGGUGGCGAUGGGUUCUCUUGAAGCGAGGCUUGAUUCAAUUGGGGAUGUUGUUAGUGAUGAUUUUGUGAGGACUUUUUUGCUUUACACAAUUGGGACUUUUCUUUCUUCCAAUGAUGCGAAAGUGGAUUCGAGAUACUUGAAUUUUCUCUGUGAUUUGGAGGGUGUUUCUGGAUUUGCUUGGGGUGGUGCUGUUGUUGAAGAUCUGUGUCAAUGGCUGGAUAAGAGGAAGCAAAACAAUGUGCAGUAUGUGGGUGGUUGUCUUGUAUUUCUCCAAGCAUGGUGUUACGAGCAUUUUGAUAUAGCUCGACCACUUUUGCAAGAUCUCGAUUUGACGUUUCCUCGUGUAUGUCGAUGGGAUAGCAAAUCUCACCUAAAGCAACGAGGUACUUCAACGUUUAAGGAUCUGCAUGAUGACCAGGUGAUUUGGGAACUCCAACCUACUUAUGAAGAGCUACAAAUAGGGAUAAUCAAAGAAGCACUGCAGUUGCAGGGUGACAGCGAAGAGCUUCAAAGGCCAGUAAACUGUUCACCAAGCACAUCAACUAACGUUUCUGGUGUGGAUUCUGAGUCACAGCUUAGCAUCUCUAAUGAAGUACAUAGAGAGGAUGAGGUUAAUUUUGAAAAUCAGGUAGUGGAGGACACCCCCACAAGGUUGAGCACCAGUGGUGAAGUUAAUAGAGAACAAGAGAACAAUUUUGAAAAGCUGAGAGUGGAGGAGACGCCCCCGAAUCUGAGCAUUGGUGACAAAGUGCAUAAAGAGCAGGAAAUGAAUGGUGAAAAGUUGAUAGUGGAGGAGACACUCACAAUUUUGAACACUGUUGAUGACGUAGGCAGAGAGGAAGAGUUCCAUGUUGCAAAACACAUAGUGGAGGACACCCCCACAAGUUUGAGCAUUGCAGACGAAGUAGGCAAAGAGCAAGAGUUCAGUGCUGAGGAUGUCACAGUUGACAACGCUCCCCCAAUAUUGAGCUUUUGUGAUGAUGAUAUAAGGAAGAAAAAUGUCUUGUUAGAAGAGGAAAAUGCUGUGUUGAAGAUGAAAAUAAGCCAACUAAUGAUUUCAAAUACCCAAGUUGAAGAACAGAACGCUGAGUUGAAUAAAGAGCGCGACUUUUUGAGAGAAGAAAACAGAACAUUGAGACUUUUAAUAAGUGACUUUGUGGCCCGAAUGGAUAGACAUGAUUUGGAUCUCGAAACAAAUGCAAUUGAAUUGCACCCUGAAACUUCCUAGCUGUUUAGAGAUAGAGUUGUGGCAAACAAACCAUCCGAUACAUGGUCACUUUUGGUCUAGCUGCAGCCUCCACAUUGAUAAUUUCUGCUCUCCCGACAGGCAUAGAAUUUUGGGCUGCUAAGUGUAUAUAUUUGGUGUAACUUGUAAGGUAAAUAAACUAUCAGUUUAUUUGUGGGUUGUUUUAGGAGGUUUCUUUAAAGCAAAAACAUGAUAUUUGCGCUAGGUAGACAGAUUGUUUAUGUACUUCUCCAAACACAAGUAUUUGGAGUCCUGUAAUAUGUACAAGUUCUUUUCAUGAUCAUUGAUCAUCAUGAGGCUUUGCAAAGAGCCACUAGAAA